This is a messenger RNA of Bicyclus anynana (squinting bush brown), 5777 nucleotides long. Its product is annotated as reticulon-4-interacting protein 1, mitochondrial. The transcript is spliced from 12 exons. Gene Ontology annotation, cellular component: mitochondrion. The record is from RefSeq and is a predicted model, not a curated record. Gene Ontology annotation, molecular function: oxidoreductase activity. The coding region runs from base 309 to 1772 and encodes 487 amino acids. Lineage: Eukaryota; Metazoa; Arthropoda; Insecta; Lepidoptera; Nymphalidae.
GGUCUGUCACUGUCAAAUUAAAAAAGGGGGUUAUGUUUGAUUAUGAUAAAUUUAAGUUUACCUACGGAUUUAAAUAAAAUUUGCGUACGAUUUUGUAAUAAAUGCCACCCUACUAUCAAUUACUCCUUAUGUUAAAACUAGAGUUAUUAAAUGUAUUUUAAUGUGGAUGCAGUAGCAAUGACGUUCUAUUUUAAGACUAAAGUAUUUGGGAUGGAUUGUGGCCAAAGGUUAAACUUUGAUUGAGUUUGGAUAUGAAUUAGUAACUGUGCAUUUGAUUUAGGCCGAACCUGCCCUUCUUGUGCUUUGUAAUGGAUGAAUUAAAGUUAAGAGCAGGAGAGAAAAUAGAGGCAUUCCAUGAUGCAGCAGUUGUUGCAGCCAACAGUAGCAAAAGCAGGUUUUAUAAUGUGCUUCAACAGACUGGGGAUGCCAUUGCUAGGCUCCGGGAGGCGUUCAAUGAGAUGUGGCACAAUGACCUCGUGACAGAAGGCAGGGCUCGCGCCGCCGCUUGGGCCCGGGAGGCGACGCGACGCAUACAAGAGGGCGCUCCGCCACUCUCACCCAUGAUACUAUACCAGGAACUAGUUACACUUUUCAAAGAUCAUGUGUGGCGACGUAGCUUAAUAAUAUUCCUGUGCGGCGCUGCGUUCGGCGGCAGCGCCGGGCUGGUGAUCGGCUUCCGAGUGGGCACGCGCGCGCCGAGCGGCCCGCACGCGCGCGCGCUUCACACGCAGAUAGAUCAGACUGUCAUACUCGUGGAGGACGCUGUAUCACCGGGUGCGGGAGUCGGCGAAGUGCUGGUCCGAGUGCAAGCGUUCAGCGUCUCGAGCGCAGACCGCGGCGUGCUCCGCGGCCGAGCUUCUGCGCUGCGCUCCCUGCUCACCAGCUCUCCCGUCACUGUGGGCAGGGGAUUCGCUGGGGUAGUUUUGGACGUGGGAGCUGGCGUGAGUGACCUGGAGAUGGGGGAUGAAGUUUGGGGAUGUGUGAGCGAAUGGAGCGGAGGAGCUGCGAAUGAAUUACUAGCCAUUAGAAGUACACGAGUGAGCAAACGACCACGCCACCUAGCGGCCGACACCGCCGCGUCGCUCCCGUGGGCGGGGACCCUAGCGCUGUCGGUCAUACACAAAAUACAAUAUAAUUUAAAUAAUUGUAAAGGAAAACGCGUGUGCGUGGUGGGCGCGGGCAGCGGCGAGGGCUGCGCGCUAGUGCAGCUGCUGAGCUACUGGGGCGCGCGCCUCACCGUCGCCGCGCCCAAGAAAGUGCAUCUCUCACUCAAAAACCUCGGUGCCCACGAGUUCAUCGACACGGACGGCAACGAGCUGGUGGCGCCGUCCUGGCUGCUGCUGGAACAGCACGCGAGCCGCACGGGCCCGUGGGACUGCGCCGUGUGCUGCGCCGGUGCGGGCGCGCCGCCCUUCCCGUUGCCAGGACCCAGCACGCUACUCAAAGCCACUGCGCCUCGCAGAGCUAUGGUGGAGCUGCGACCGCAGUCGCUGCUCACAGACCGCCUGCCCAUGCCCUUCUGGAUCUUGUUCACCGCCUCCUUCUAUACCAUAAGGAUUUGUAGGUGGCUGGUGGGAUGCGGUACUCACACAGACUGGCUGGAAGACAGGCAUCACCUGCACCCGGGCCUGGAAACAUUGCGACAGUUGGUGGAAUCCGGACAGUUGUCACCAGUUUUGGACAAAGUCUUCCUUCCGCAAGAAUUCGAGUCGGCGCUCGCACACGCCUGCAGAGAAGACGCAAUCGGCACCACAGUCAUCAGGUUCCCGUGAAUACAUACACAAUAUAUUAUACAGUGUAUUGUAGUGUACAAAUCGAAAUUGCUCAAAAAUUUUUCAUUCUGGAGAAACACAAAUCACACAAAUUGUAAUACAUAUUACUAAUAUUAUAAAAAUAAUCUGUAUUCUGUCAGUUUAGUUUUUUUUUUAUUCAAAACUUUGACUGAAUGAAAUUUAAACGCAAAUAACUUGUUUAAACACUUCAUUGUUUACGUUUUUGAUAUAUGCAAACUGACAGAAUAUUGCGUGUUUCUGUGCUUUUGAAACUGUAGUACGAGUGUGAAGACAGUUUUCGUACAUAAAAUACAAAUUGUAUUUUUAUAAUUAUUUUCGUUGAGUAUUUUAUAAUUUCUACAAGAUUUCAAUGAAUAUUGCUAUUAAUGAAAAACUCAAAAAAAGUGUAGGAAAAGCUUCUAUUUUUUCACUGCCAAAUACAUAAACUAUUUAUAUAGAAGUUACAUCCUACAGAUCCAUCCAAAUAAGCCAGGCCAGCAAAUAAGUAUAUAAUUUGCAUAAUUUUGUAUAGUAUCUAUACAAUUGUACAUGUAAAAGAAAGUCCUCCGCCGCGUUUGUCUGUCUGUCUGUUUCAAAGACUAUUAACAGAUUUAACAAUCGAUAGAGUGAUGUAUGAGAAAAGUUUCGGUACUUAAAUAAUUCAAAUGUCAAGGUUUUGUGACAUUGAUACAUAGAAAUUUGACAAUAAUUAUUGGAAGUGACGAAAAUAGCAAUCCUUUUUCGACGCCUUUUCCUAAAGUUUGCGAACUUUGAUCAAAAACGCUGCGUAAUCCCAUGGAAAUCUCUUUUAUGAGUAGGUAAAAAGCCCGCGAUGGCUUAUCUAUCUUUUAUGGCUUCACUAAUAUUAUUUUAUACUAGCUGAAUACAAGCUGUUUUACCCGCGUGGUUCCCGUUCCCGUAGGAAUACAUGGAUGAUAUAUCGCCUAUAGCCUUUCUCGAUAAAUGGGCUAUCUAACACUAAAAUAAUUUUUCAAAUCGCACCAGUAGUUCCUGAAAUUAGCGCGUUCAAACAAACAAACGCUUCAGCUUUAUAAUAUUAGAAUAGAUUCUAAAAAUAGGUCACGUUUAUCGAUUUCCCCGCGAACAAAGUCGCGGUUGUCUAAUAAUAAACAAUAAAUGCCUACCUGAUAAUACUAAUAUUAACCCUAAUUAGUAUAUUUAAAUAUUAAUAUUAACAAGGUAAAAAAUUACAGACGGAUUUUCAAAUUUUGCGUUUUAAAACAUGCGCAAUACAUUAUAAAAAUAAAUCUCACUAAAUUCUAAAUAUAUUUACGAUACACAAUAAUACAUAUACUUGUAAUAUGCCCUGAAUCCUAUGUGCGUUGAACUAUGCAAUAAAUAGUAUUAAAACCUGAAAUCGGACCUCAAACUAGUUUACCUGUAGACUCAAUUAUUUGUUAUACUAAGUUCUCAUUAAAAUAAUCCAGUAAAAUAAUGAAGACUUAGAACUUGUAUGUCCAAGAUUGGCCCUAAAAAAGCUUUGACUAAUCUAAUUUAAAGUAAUCCAAGUUAAAGAUUAUUUUGACUGUCUAAAUAUAAGCAAGAUUUCCCUUUAAAAGUUUUAGUCUGAUUGCAUAUAACUUCGGUGAAGUCAGGAGAACAAUGGGGAUAUUGAUUUUUAUGAUACAUUCGGGUAAAUAAGGUCAAUGUUAACUAAUUUAAACAUAAAAGCAAAGAUUGUCUGGAUAUUUGCAAAAUAAAUAAGAUUAUGAAAUUUCAAAAUCUAUUUAAAAUCUUUCAUCGUAAUUAGAUGUAAAUUCAUACAGUUUUAGAUUCCUUACAUUAUUUUUUUUAAUAUAAUAUGAACUAUAAACAUAAACACACAAAUAACAAAAAUAUUAUUAACUUUGUUUGAACGCCCAUACAAAUCUAACGAUCGUUAUGAUCUACGACGUCAUUAAUUCGUGCCAUUUUGUGUGGGGCGUUUUUCAGGCAGUGCCGCAAAUAUGACCCUUUAAAUCCCUGUAGCUCCGAAAGCAAUGAUCGCAGAUAUCCUGUUACUUUUACAAAUUGCUUUACUAUUAGCAUACUUCUAAUUUAUAUACAAAUUUAAAUUUAAAAAACUGCUAUCGUCCCUAUUGGUAGCCUUCACAUUGGAUGUGGACGCUCCCUUAAUAUUUGGGAGAUUGAAUUCAAGGUACUUAAUACGUUCGCUGCGACACUGAUUUACUGUACUUUCCUCUGAUGCGUUACGAGGUUUUUAGACCUCAUACUAAAACGUUAUGUGUGAUACGAGGUCCGACCUCGUAACUCUUGAAGACGCGGUACGAUUAAUUUGUAAUGUCAUCUGCCUCUGCGAUAUAUGACACCUUUCGUCAACACCAUUAUCAUCAUCAUCAUCAUCAUGGAUCGCUUCCUUAAAAUAUUGGGUAAAUCGUGCACUUGGUAUAUUCCUAGAAUUUUGGGCUCAACCACUAUGAGUACAUGAGCAUUACUUUAUUUUUGUCUUGCUGAUGUAAAUUAGGCUCACUUGUUGAGAUACUCUGUUGAUUUAGCUAUGUAUUUAUUUUUAUUUUUAACCUUUUGUUACCAUACAACUAUAUUUUAUUUCGUUAACAUUUUUUUUUUUAUUUUUAAAAUACAUGUUGUUAUUCCAAUACCUGAAUCUUUGGUAUUGUAUUUUGGAGACUACAGCCUUUCUUGAUGAGUACUGUUUAAAAAAAAACAAAAUAAAUUUUAUUUAUAAGCUAAGAACAAUUAGAUAUGGUUAAUAUAUUUUAUAUAACACUUUAUAAACAAACCAUACAUAUUUUAAAAUAAAUAAGUUAUGAAAUGACAUGCAUUUUCUACCUUCAUUUCUAAUUUAUUUGUUGGUAAACAGUACUCAUCAAGAAAAGCUGUAGUAUAAGUUAUAGACACCCAAAAAUAAUCUCUACCUAAAUGUGUAAGUAAAUAUAAUAUAACAAUAUUAAACUUCGUAGGGUAAUGAUUAAUAAAAUGUCUAACAAUGUUCCUUUACUAAAUGUUGAUACACAUAAUUUAUUUGUAAAUAGGUAAUAUUAUAUUUGAAUCAACAAAUAAAAAAUAGACUUAAUAAAAUCUAUAAAUGAAUAAAGUAAAAGACUGUACAAAUAUGUUAAUACAUUUUUAAAAAUUGGUAAUGUAUAUACCCAGGGCCGGACCGUCCAUACGGCGAAAGGAGCGGUCGCUCCAGGCGCCAAAUCCUAGGGGGCGCCGAAAUGGUAAAGACAAGAUCGAAAAGAAAUUUGUGUGAUGAAUUUACGUGCGCGAAAGGCGCCAUAAUUGGAUCUCGCUCCAUUCUAAAAUUUACCUCGGUCCGGCGCUGUAUAUACCUUUAUUGGUGCUAUUUUGUUAAAUUAGUCGGUUUUCAUUUAGCUCAGUUACCGGCAAUAUUUUCUCACAAAUUAUAUUUAUCUAUUCUAUUUAAUAUAAUAGGGCAGUUGACUCGUAUUAAAUUCAAUAUACCUAAACUGUAUGAGUUUCGUGUAGUACAUCCGAAAUAUCAGUUAAUAAAAGUUUCAAAAAGAAUGUCAUACAAACUAAAUUAUGUAUUUAUUCAAUUUUUCCAGACGUGAAAACCCUAUCGUCCAUUUUGUGACGUCACGAUGUUACUUGAUUUCACUAAAAGGAAUAAUCGUCAAACUAAUUAAUAACUAAUGAUUUGGUCAAACACUCCGUUUGAUUAAGGUUUACUGUUAACGUGACGUCAUGAAACAGUUAAAAUAUAUACUACUAUGGCGAAUAGCGUUUUGGCUUGUAUUGCCAAAAAAAAAAUUAAAAAUUGUAAUUUUUAUAUUCAUGUCUAAAAUUUUUUUUUUCAGUCUUGUAAAACUCUUUUUUUUUCAAUCUAGCAGAACACUAAUAAAUAAUUUAAAACUUUUAAAAAAAGUGUCAACUAGCCUACUAUAUUUAAACUAUACUUUUUUCGGUUUUGGUACUAUUUUUAGAAAUUGUAUAAAUCGUAAGUAAAUAUAAAAGUUUUUAAAUAUCUACAAAAUAUUACCUGUCUAACGUACGUAAAUG